AUGAUACCUCUAAAGAAAAUGAUGCCUCCAAAGAACAUUUCAUUGACAAAUGUAUUUAAUGAUCUUGAGGUAUUUCCACCAGAUUAUUCUUCGAUUGAACUUAGUGCAGAACAAAGUAAUAUACUUGCUAAACAUAAUCAGAAUCCUCUAAAAGACACAAAAAAAAUAGUUAAUGAUCUUGGAAAAGAUCUUAAAAAAUUAGAAUAG
Molecule: messenger RNA, 207 nt
Organism: Scutellospora calospora
Lineage: Eukaryota; Fungi; Glomeromycota; Glomeromycetes; Diversisporales; Gigasporaceae
Source: the annotation of a GenBank genome assembly